AGAAUAAUAUUCAUAUGUUCAUUCUACCUGGUAACCAACCACUACCCCGUACAGGCGCAAAGCCGCAUAAACUGGAAAAAUGGUAUCUUCAUUUCAUUACAUCUCCCACACUAUUCCAACUAAAUCCCCACGAAUUACAAACCAAUGUCCCAUCUUUUCCCUCAAAACCCCUAAUUUAUCUUUUUCUAAAUCUUCAUUCUGUACUCUCAGAUUAAACCAAGUAUUUACGUUUCCCAAUCACUCUCUAAAAUCAAAAUUUAGAUCUAAAGCUUCAAUGGCAGAUGUAAACUCCAAAAAUGUGAAUAUCUUCGAGUCCGAAGAACAAGUAGCAAUUGAAUUGGCAAAUUACACUGCUAUUUUAUCAAACAAGUUUAUUAAAGAAAGGGGUGCUUUUACUGUUGUUGUUUCUGGGGGUUCUCUCAUAAAGUCUCUUAGGAAAUUGGUAGAACCACCAUAUGUGGAUUCGAUUGAUUGGUCGAGAUGGCAUAUGUUUUGGGUUGAUGAAAGGGUUGUUCCUAAGGAUCACCCAGAAAGCAACUAUAAACUUGCUUAUGAUGGUUUCUUGUCAAAGGUACCUAUUCCCCCAGGGAAUGUCUAUGCCAUUAACGAUUCACUCACUGCUGAAGGUGCAGCCGAUGAUUAUGAAACCGCUCUCAAACAACUAGUAAAGACCAAUAUUCUAGCAACAUCUCCGACCAGCAACUUCCCGAAAUUUGAUGUCAUGCUCCUCGGUAUGGGCCCCGACGGACACGUGGCUUCUUUAUUCCCAGGUCAUCCUCUAGUCAACGAGAAUGAAAGAUGGGUGACCUUCAUUAAGGACUCUCCAAAACCACCACCCGAGAGAAUCACGUUCACAUUCCCCGUUAUCAAUUCCUCAGCCAACAUUGCUCUUGUAGUUUGCGGGAGUGGGAAAGCUGCGGUUGUGAAGACGGCAUUGAGCGGAAAUCAGAGCUCUGACUUACUACCUGUUCAAAUGGUUUCGCCUGAAGGGGAUCUGAAUUGGUUUCUGGACAAGGAAGCAGCUGGAAUGUUGUAGAUCUUGACAUGUCUUUCGAUAUGCUAGAAGUAGGUACCUUGGGCCUUGUAAGGCCUUGUUUGUUAAAGAACUAGUUUCGCGGGAAUAAAUUGUUGUGCAAUCGGGCUCUGUAUUAACUAUGUUGGCGUAGAUUUUUCAUUUUCUCGAGUACACUAGCUCGUACGGUUACGACUCCCUAUUAGGAAUGGGAAAUGGGCUUGUACUUUAAAUCUUGGUUCUAAAUAAGUUGUAAGAGAUUCUAAAACUAUUAUCAUGUUCUCAUUAAGCCAACCAUGUUCACAAUAAUACACAUUACACAA
Amaranthus tricolor (Joseph's coat) is the source of this 1335-nucleotide messenger RNA. Its product is annotated as probable 6-phosphogluconolactonase 4, chloroplastic. Bases 80 to 1036 code for a protein of 318 amino acids. The transcript is spliced from 3 exons. Gene Ontology annotation, biological process: carbohydrate metabolic process; pentose-phosphate shunt. Gene Ontology annotation, molecular function: 6-phosphogluconolactonase activity. The record is from RefSeq and is a predicted model, not a curated record. NCBI's taxonomy places the organism in Eukaryota, Viridiplantae, Streptophyta, Magnoliopsida, Caryophyllales, Amaranthaceae.